CAGGAAGACGACUAAGGUCUCCAGUCUACUAUGGAUGAGGAGAGAGAGGAUGGGGGUUCUACCCCUAAGACCGCUCUGUCUGGGGAACAUGGCCGCCAGAGCAAAGCUAAGAGGCCAGAGCAGCAGCAGAGAGCAGAAUCCCCUGGACCCAGCUGUGUCUCCAGGAAGAGUGACUGGUUAAUGGAAAGAAUUAACUGUUUUGAACCGAAAAGAGUCCAGCCGCAAAGAGCAGACUCCCCUGGACCCAGCUGUGUCUCCAUGAAGAGUGACCACUCUAUGAAUAUACCUCCUAAAGAUGGAAAUCAGUCUAUUGAGAAGAGAAGAGUCCAGCAGCAGAGAGCAGACUCCCCUGGACCCAGCUGUGUCUCUAUGAAGAUUGACCGCUCUAUGGGUCAACCUCCUCUCCUUAAAGAUGGACGCCCCUCCAGAGAGGAGAGACAACAACAGGAGUUGUCAAAGGUUACCAGUGCUCAGUCUGUACAGCAGCAUCAAACAGAGCUGAUCAAGAGGGCUGAGGAGAACGCACACCCUUUUCAAGACAAGGAGAUGAAGAAGAGGGAGGAGGGGGAGGAGGGGGAUGGUAAGAACGAGGAGCAGAGGAGGCGCGCCACAGAGGGAGUGGUGGACAUCACAAAGCUCUGCCUGACGGAGAUGAACCAGGAGGAACUGGCCGACACAUCGUGGGGCGGGGAGCUUGGAAGGAUCCGUUCUGAAUUUGUGCAGAGAGUUUCAAUCCAAGCAAUCAAAGGUCUCCUUGAUGACCUUUGGCAGCAGAAGGUGUUCAGUACUGAGGAAAAGGACUCUGUGAUGGAGGAGCAGAGGAGCAGAGCGGACCAAGCACGUUGUCUGAUCGACAUGGUGAUCUCUAAAGGGAAGAGAUCAAGUCAGAUGAUGAUCGAUAGUAUGAAGGAGAGGGACGAACAGUUAUGCAUCAACAUGGGUCUGAUCUCUUCUUCUUCUGGUGUGGAAUCUGCUGCUGACGUGUGCCAACAAAAAAUUAAGUCUCUUUUAAAGAAGAAGUUACGUCGUGUGUUUGAGGGAAUCGCUAAAGCAGGAGAUCCAAGACCUCUGAAUGACAUCUACACAGAGCUCUUCAUCACAAAGAGAGGCAGUGGAGAGGUCAACAAGGAACAUGAGGUCAGACUGAUUGAAACGGCUUCCAGCAAACCAGCCAUGGAGGAAACACCAAUCAAAUGUGGAGACAUCUUUAGACCCUUACCUGGACAAGAUCAACCAAUCAGAACAAUAGUGACAACUGGAGUGGCCGGCAUUGGUAAAACCAUCUUAACACAUAAGUUCACUCUGGACUGGGCUGAAGACAAAGCCAACAAAGACAUAAACUUCACGUUUCUCUUAACUUUCAGAAACCUGAAUUUACUAAAAGAGAAAGAGUUUAGCUUAGUGGAACUUCUUAAUCACUUCUUUAUUGAGACCAAAGAAGCAGGAAUCUGCAGAUACGACGGGUUCAAAGUUGUCUUCAUCUUGGAUGGUCUGGAUGAGUGUCGAUUUCCUCUGGAUUUCCAGUCCACCCCGACCUUGGCUGAUAUCACAGAGUCCACCUCGUUGGGUGCGCUGCUGACAAACCUCAUCAGGGGUGACCUGCUUCCCUCCGCUCGCAUCUGGAUAACCACACGCCCUGCGGCAGCCAAUCAGAUCCCUGCUGAGUUUGUUCACAUGGUGACAGAGGUGAGAGGGUUCACCAACCAACAGAAGGAGGAUUUCUUCAGGAAGAGAUUCAUAGACGAGAAGCUGGCCAGCAAAAUCAUCUCCCACAUAAAGAAAUCACGAAGCCUCCACAUCAUGUGUCACAUCCCAGUCUUCUGUUGGAUCACUGCUACAGUUCUGGAGGACUUCUUCAAAAAAUCCCAGAUAGGAGAAGAGAUGCCCAACACCAUGACUCAGAUGUACAGCCACUUCCUGAGGGUUCAGUCCAUGCAGGAGGACAGGAAGUAUGGUCGGAAUGCUGAAUCAGAUACAGACUGGAAUUCAGAGAGCAGGGAGAUCAUUGUUUCUUUGGGAAAACUUGCUUUUAACCAGCUGGAGAAAGGCCACCUGAUAUUCUACGAGGCAGACCUGGCAGAGUGUAAAAUCGAUAUCAAAAAAGCCUCAGUAGUGAUUACCCAGAUCUUUAAAGAGGAGUUUGGGCUGUACCAGGACAAGGUGUUCUGCUUUGUCCAUCUGAGCCUCCAGGAGUUUCUGGCUGCCCUUUAUGUCUUUCGGUCCUUCAUCCACACUGGUGUCAAUCUACUCUUAGAAGAACAACCAACCUCCGGUAAAGAUCAACUCCUCCUCCUCUACCAGAGUGCUGUUGACAAGGCCUUACAGAGUGAGAACGGACACCUGGACUUGCUCCUCCGCUUCCUCCUGGGCCUCUCUCUGGAGACCAAUCAGGAAGUCCUCCGAGGUUUGCUGGGAAAGACAAGAAAUAGCUCACAGACCAACAAGGAAACCGUGUCUUACAUCAAGAAGAAGAUCCAUGGUAAAGUUUCUCUCGAGAGAAGCAUCAAUCUGUUCCACUGUCUGAAUGAGCUGAACGACCGUUCUCUAGUGGAGGAGAUCGAACAGUACCUGACAUCAGGAAGACUCUCCGGAAAAUCUCUCUCUCCUACUCAGUGGUCAGCUCUGGCCUUUAUCCUACUGACAUCAGAAGAGGAGCUGGACGUGUUUGACCUGAAGAAAUACUCUGCUUCAGAGGAGGCUUUUCUGAGGCUGUUGCCAGUGGUCAAAGCCUCCAAAACGUCUCUGCUGAAUGGCUGUCAUCUGUCAGAGAGAUGCUGUGAAGCUCUGGCCUCAGUUCUCAGCUCCAGCUCUAGUCUGAGAGAGCUGGACCUGAGUACCAAUCAUCUGCAUGAUUCUGGAGUGAAGCUGCUCUCUGCUGGACUGAGGAGUCCACACUGUACACUGGAAACUCUCAGCCUCAAUGGCUGUGAUCUGUCAGAGAGAUGUUGUGAAGCUCUGGCCUCAGUUCUCAGCUCAGACUCCUCUAGUCUGAAAAAGCUGGACAUGAGUACCAAUGAUCUGCAGGAUUCAGGAGUGAAGCUGCUCUCUGCUGGACUGGGGAGUCCACACUGUACACUGGAAACUCUCAGCUUGUCUGGCUGCCUGGUCACACAGGAAGGCUGUGCUUCUCUGGCCUCAGCUCUGAGCUCCAACCCCUCCCUUCUGAGAGUGCUGGACUUGAGCUACAAUCACCCAGGAGACUCUGGAGCUGCGCUGCUCUCUGCUGGACUGGAGGAUCCACGCUGGAGACUGGACACUCUCAGUGUGGAGCACGAUGGAGUGUGGAGGCUGAAACCAGCUCUAAAGAAGUAUGCCUGUGACCUCACACUGGACCCCAACACGGCCCACAGAGAACUCUCUCUGUCUGAGGACAACAGGAAGGUGACGCUGGUUAGAGAGGACCAGUCGUAUCCGGAUCACCCAGACAGAUUUGACUCCCAGUACCAGGUGUUGGGUAGAGAGGCUCUGACUGGCCGCUGUUACUGGGAGGUAGAGAGGGGAGGAUGGGUUGGUAUAGGAGUGACAUACAGAGGAAUCAAAAGGAGAGGAGGGGGUGGUGACAGCAGGGUUGGACAGAACAACAAGUCCUGGGUUCUUUAUUGUGAUAAUGGUCGUUACUAUGUCCGGUACAACGGUACACAGACAGCCCUCCCUCUCCCCCCCGCUGGCUCCACCAGAGUAGGAGUGUAUCUGGACCGGCCUGCUGGCUCUCUGUCCUUCUACAGAGUGUCCCCAGGUGGAGGAGGGUCCUCAGACACACUGACACACAUCCACACCUUCUGCUCCUCCUUCACCCAGGAGGACCUCCUCCCGGGGGUGGGGGUAGGGAGGUGGAGGGGGUCAGCCUCUCUGUGUCGGUUGUAGAAAAAAAAAAAGGGACCUCCUGACUGAGCAUGGCCCCUGCACACACACACACACACACACACACACACACACACACACACACACACACACACGCACACGCACACGCACACACACACACUGACUAACACACACACACACACACUGACUAACACACACACACACACACACACACACACACACACACACACACACACACACACACACACACACACACACACACACUGACUAAACCCUGUGUGUCUAUAACUUACUUGUGUGUGUGUGUGUGUGUGUGUGUGUGUGUUAGUCAGUGUGUGUGUGUGUGCGUGUGCGUGUGUGUGUGUGUGUGUGUGUGCGUGCGUGCAGGCGUUAUUCGAUUGCCUGGUAACCAUGGUUACUAAUAUUCACACUGGUUUCAAUAAUACAUUUGAUGGUAUUUCCCAUCUUUGCUGAGCAGAGAGUUUCGUUCUAAAGUUCAGUGAUUGAAACCAAUAAAAGCCCGGGCUAUGGAAGUGUUCCGGUACCACUGUCAUGCACCGACCCGAUGUCAAGUGGACCGGGUUGAAUUCACUGCGGGUCUCUCUUCUUAUAUCCAUCUCACCAAAGAUAUUUUAUUACUGUCCUUCUCAACACUCUCUGAUCUCACUAAAAGGCUGGCAGCACAACACAGCAAUAACGACGAGAUGCGCUGUGCGUAGAGAAGAAAGAAUACCCACGUUGAAUUUGCAACAUUUGGCAAAAAAUUAUUCUAAAUCUGCCCAUAUAUGGACACGCCAGAAUUGUUGCAUCUGUGGCUGCAGGUAAUUUAAUCACAAAGAAGUAUACUCUACGGGGCUAUUUUCAUCAUUAUUAUUAUUAUUUUAAUUUUUUUAGACGGCACAGCGAUCCAGGGCUAUUCCCAAAGAUCCGGGGCUAUAGCCUCGAAUGCUCGAAUGCUGUAGCCUCGGAUGGGUUCUUCAAUCUGAUUGGUAGUCACACUGGAGAUUAGUUUUCCCCCCCUUUUUCGGGGAUAAUGUUCCCCGUUUUGAUCUCGGACGUUUGGUUCACUUUUUUAUCCACACCUUGUGUCCUCAGCGUCUCUGUGAAAAUUAUAGUCUCUCUCGCUCUUGCUCUCGCUCUGAGUCUGAUGACACACGUGAACACAAACAUGCAUAUGUGAACACACACACGCGUAUAUUACCACACACACACAUGCAAGCGCACACACGCAUAUAUGAAUUAACAUAAAGACACACACAUAUAAACAUACUAUACUAUAUAGGAACCCAAACACGCAGGCACACAAACACGUGUAUGUGAACACAAACAAACACGUAUAUAUGAACACACACACGCGUGUACAUAUUAUAAACACUCAAAUAUACACGCAGACACACGCAUGCAAACGCGCGCACACAUGCACACGCCGCACGCGCAUCUAUGAACACACACUCAAGUUAUGAACACACACACUUACUCACAUAUGAACACAGACACGCACAGACUACACACACAUGUAUAUAUAAACACACACACACACACACACACUGUGUUUUGAUGAUUUAUAUUCAUGUACUCAACUAUAAUCCAAAUGCUACAUUUUCUGGGGCUUCUUAAAGUUGAUCUUGAUUAACCAUGAAAGGAAUACAUUUUUUAAAUCUUUACAAAGACUAUAUUUCUAAUGUUUCUGAUUGAUUGGUGGUAAAUUGUAACAUCUUUAUGCUACAAUAUUGUGUCUAUUUUCAGACGUUAACAGUUUCAUACUGCGGGGCUCUGAUAUCAGUUUAUAUUUGGAUAUGCCUCACAUGAUGUAAAGCAGAUUUUAUAUUAUAUUCGUAAUGCAAGCGGUCGAAAAGCUAUAGAUCAUGUUGCGAUGACUUUAAACUGAGUAUUGAUUCCUUGUGUUCUGUGGGGAAAAUCAAAGCAGCAGAACACACCUGUUUAUGAUUAGUAAUGUCUGUCUGCUGCUUCUAUUGUUUGAGUCCUUGUGUUUAUUGUGUUCAUGUAAGGGACUGUUCUUCUAUUGUUUGAGUCCUUGUGUUUAUUGUGUUCAUGUAAGGGACUGUUCUUCUAUUGUUUGAGUCCUUGUGUUUAUUGUGUUCAUGUAAGGGACUGUUCUUCUAUUGAUUGUGUCCUUGUGUUUAUUAUGUUCAUGUAAGGGACUGUUCUUCUAUUGUUUGAGUCCUUGUGUUUGUGUUCAUGUAAGGGACUGUUCUUCUAUUGUUUGAGUCCUUGUGUUUAUUGUGUUCAUGUAAGGGACUGUUCUUCUAUUGAUUGAGUCCUUGUGUUUAUUGUGUUCAUGUAAGGGACUGCUCUUCUAUUGUUUGAGUCCUUGUGUUUAUUGUGUUCAUGUAAGGGACUGUUCUUCUAUUGUUUGAGUCCUUGUGUUUAUUGUGUUCAUGUAAGGGACUGCUCUUCUAUUGUUUGAGUCCUUGUGUUUAUUGUGUUCAUGUAAGGGUCUGUUUUUCUGUUGUCCUGGUUAAUAAAGCAUAAUGGUGAUAAACAACUCAGUGGAUCCUCUGAAUGUUCUUUUGUGUUCAGCAGAGGAUCAGUUUACACUUUAAGGUCGGGGGUUCACUGAAUAAAAAGCACAACAGAGGCUUCGUCUACACAACAUUAAUAACCAGGACACCAGCAAGUGCAUUUCCACCUCAGACUCAUACGCCCGAUGAGGGACGGAGUAUGGAGAGAGUUCUAGACGCGAGCCGACAGGAAACAGCCCAGCUACUGGUGUCCCUCCAGAGACGAGCCUUGCAGGCUGGUUGAUGCACCACCUCCCCGUCUAACAGGACCCUGAGCCUCCAUGUUGAAACACACAGAGGUGUGUGUUUGAGGCGCUGAGCUGCAGAGGAGGAACCUCUUCUUCUCUGGGUGCGUGGGAGGGGGCAGUAGGAUGGACGCGUCUGAUAAAUGAGUCGAUAGUAAGAUGUGAGGCCGUUUAUCAAAGCCAUGCUUCAGUCCUGUUAUUGCGUGGGGAGCCACUAGGGGGCGGUGAAUCCACCUCGGUGGGGUUCACCUUCUGACCAACAGGACCAGGGGGAAGGAGACUGUGUGUGUGAAGUGGCAACCUAUUUGCACCUCUUGCAGGACGUUUCAGUCCUCGUGUUUUCCGUAAGGCAAUAAGCGCCAAAAAGGUAAUCCAAGAAGGAAGCGAGGCAGAUGGAAAAGGAAGAAAGCAGCGAUUUAUCCUCAGAACAUAGUGAACAAACAUUGAACCAAUAAUAAACGUUUCGUAGUAAAAUACU
This is a messenger RNA of Gadus chalcogrammus (walleye pollock), 7067 nucleotides long. Its product is annotated as NACHT, LRR and PYD domains-containing protein 3-like. Gene Ontology annotation, biological process: regulation of apoptotic process. The coding region runs from base 31 to 3864 and encodes 1277 amino acids. Gene Ontology annotation, molecular function: protein binding. Lineage: Eukaryota; Metazoa; Chordata; Actinopteri; Gadiformes; Gadidae. The record is from RefSeq and is a predicted model, not a curated record. The transcript is spliced from 14 exons.